AAAAUGCCGGCUUUCGAUCCAGUGCGCGAUGCCGUGCUCAACUCGCCUGUGACUCCAGCGAAGCCUCUCCCCUUUCGCCUUGAUCUACCCGCCAACAACUUUGCCAAUUCCUCACCAGGACCUUCAGGCUCUGAAUUGGCCAAUGCGGCGCAAAGCCCACUGACGAGACGGGCAACGCACUUGUCGAUGUUGUUGAACGACGACCCGCCACAAGAGCCCUCAUCAUCGAGCUCGCAGUCGCUUUUCACGCCCACUACACCCCGCGGACCAACAUCUUUCUCCCAUCUCUUACACCCAGACGAACCUUCGCCGACGAUCAAUGAACAGCUUGCACAUGCGGCACCUUUGCAGCGCAGGAGACCAUCAGUCGUCGAACGCGACUCGGGGAGCCGAGACGCAGGUGGGUACUUCCCUGCUCCCCCAGCACGUUCCUCUCUUGCAUUUCCGUCUGGCCAGGAGCCUUCGCCCUCCCCCACCAUGUUUGGCAGCGACCGCACCACUUCUGGUUCACGUCCGACUACCGCAACUCCCUCCGACAACGAGGUGUCACGCGAGCGUAUGCCACGUCGAAGGUCCUCUGGAGCGUCUGACUUGUUCGGAGGUGCAAGUGCAUUUACCCCUACCACCAGCUCUCCACUUGCGCUCCCAGGGAACGUACAAGAAGCACACCGCUCGCCAUCCCCACCUCGCUCUAGAGAGUCCCCCAUACGUCCCCUGGCUGCGCUUCCUGCUCGGGCGGCCUCUCCCACCACAACUGCCUCGCGGCCGUCAACGUCAGGCUCUGCAGCGAUGACGAGAUCGGAAUCGCCCAACCACAGGAAGCGGUCAGACUCGAGGAGCUACAGCAGCAUGCCCCCGCCUCCGCAGCCAUCGACGCCCAAGUCCUCGCCGGAAGAGCCCAAGUCUGCGACGCCCCCGGCGUUCACGAACUCGCGCUCGAGCGUGCCGUAUGCGCCGCGGAACCGCAUUACGCCCCCUGCGUCUGUGCUGGUGCCGCUGAGCCGUGAUGAAAUCGAACGAUACAAGAACUUUACCGGUGGUUUGGGGACGCAGAUACUGAAGCGCAAGCGCAAGAACUCAGAUGCCGAGAAAGAGACAGACGACAGGCCGGUGAAACGUAAUAGGGACGUCACGAUUGUCGCUGAACACUACAACGCUCGCCCGGAGGUUGGUCUUGCGCAACGCAGGGACUCGCCUAUCAUUGGUCUCAAAAACUUUAACAACUGGGUCAAGAGCGUGCUGAUCAUCAGCCAAGCACACCCUGUCGUCUCAAAGAGCGACUUCACCGGAACUUUAUUUGGUUCAGCUGGCGGUGGUAUGCGCGGACCUGCACGUGGAGCAGGAAAGGUCCUCGAGAUUGGGUGUGGCAAGGGCGGCGACCUCAUCAAGUGGUCUAAGGCCAAGAUCAAGGACUUUGUCGGUAUCGACGUCGCCUCUGUCUCGAUCGACCAAGCCCGGAUGCGCUACGCACAGCUGCGGCCGCCAAAGUACACUGCGUACUUCACUGCUGCGGACUGCUACACCCAGCUACUCAGCGACGCCCUCCCUGAGAACGUCCUGCCGCCGGUAGCAGCAGCUUUCGAUGUUGUCUCGUUGCAGUUCUGCGUGCACUACGCCUUCGAGAACGAGGACAAGGUCCGAACGAUGCUUACCAAUGUCACAAAAUGGAUGAAACCUGGUGGCAGGUUCAUCGGCACUGUCCCCAACGAGAAGUGGUUAAUGGAGCGUCUAGAUGGGAUUCCGGAAGACGCAAAAGAGCUCGAGUUCGGCAACAGCGUGUAUAAGGUUCGCUUCCAGGAUCGCAACGAGAGGCCGCUGUACGGACACCGCUAUUGGUUCUACCUCAAGGAUGCCGUCGAGGAUGUCCCGGAGUAUGUCGUGCACUGGGACAACUUUGUAAAACUCGCCUCCGAGUACGACCUGGACCUGAUUUACGAAAAGGAAUUCCACGAAGUUUAUGCCGAUAACGAGGAACAUUCGGAGUAUGGUCCGAUGCUUCAACACAUGAAAGUCGUCGAUGCCAACGGCGAAAGUCAAAUGGAUGAGGAUCAAUGGGAGGCUGCCAACAUUUACAUUGCAUUCGCAUUCGAGAAGCGAGUCAGAUAGGCACUCCGCGGAAUCCAAGGGUGUUGAUCCUCGCUCUCUUCUAGGUUAGCUACUGUCAGCGCCAGGUCAGCACCGAGGGCCCCGCAGCAGGCUCGCGAGAGCCGGUCGCGGCGUGACUUCGUGUUGUAGGGCGCAUGGCCGAGCCAUGCUUAUUAUCACGCCACGUAUAUCAGUAUGACGGCCACACCUGGUGGCCUUCUGCAUCUCCGCGCAAAGCUGUAUUGAUACCCAAUGCAUACAAAUAUCAACGAUCAAUGAGCUGUGCAUGGUGUCCGCAGGCGGGUCUAGUUUGUCGCAGCUAUUACGGUGCC
Phanerochaete carnosa HHB-10118-sp is the source of this 2417-nucleotide messenger RNA. RefSeq lists its product as uncharacterized. Gene Ontology annotation, biological process: 7-methylguanosine mRNA capping. Gene Ontology annotation, molecular function: mRNA 5'-cap (guanine-N7-)-methyltransferase activity. The transcript has 8 exons. Bases 4 to 2106 code for a protein of 700 amino acids. The record is from RefSeq and is a predicted model, not a curated record. Gene Ontology annotation, cellular component: nucleus. NCBI's taxonomy places the organism in Eukaryota, Fungi, Basidiomycota, Agaricomycetes, Polyporales, Phanerochaetaceae.